Monosiga brevicollis MX1 is the source of this 1632-nucleotide messenger RNA. RefSeq lists its product as uncharacterized. Gene Ontology annotation, biological process: mitotic cytokinetic process; regulation of cilium assembly; centrosome separation. The record is from RefSeq and is a predicted model, not a curated record. The coding region runs from base 1 to 1632 and encodes 543 amino acids. Gene Ontology annotation, cellular component: centrosome; centriole. The transcript has 12 exons. Lineage: Eukaryota; Choanoflagellata; Craspedida; Salpingoecidae.
AUGCCUGCCACGACGGUCAACAACGUGCAGAACAGCACGCGGCACAUCAACGCAACCACCCGCAUACAUGACACACACCACCACACCUGGCAGAAUACCACUUCCGAGUCCUACGAUGAACUGAGCCGUAUCCGCCUUCAGUUGCGUCAACUUCGGGCCGACAAUACGCGCGAGGAACUCGAUCGCUCGUUUAAAGUAUUUGAACACGAGCGCCAGCAGUGGCGUGUCAAAGAGACUGAACUCAUACAUCAGUUGCAGGCACUCCUCAACGAAAAUGCCACGCUCAAGCACCAGGCCAACCUUCGAUCAGAGUCCAUCGUGCACUUUGAGGGUGAGCUUAGCGAAGCCGUCAGUGCCAUGUCAACUGAGCGCCAACAUUGGUUGCACGAGCGUGAGGCUCUCGAAGAUCGAGUCAGUAGCUUGCAAGACGAGAUUAAGAGCAUGCGCCAGCAGCUGUCGCGUGAGCAACAGCAGGGUGAUGCGUUGCGUGCACGCUGCGAGCACUUGCAGAGUCGGAAUGAUAAUCUCUCUCAGGAGGUAGAUAGCUUUCAAAUCACCUUGCGCAAGGAGCGUCUGCAGUGGGAGUCCACGACCAAUCAGGUACAAGCCGAAUUAGAGACCUUUCAAAACACAGCGCAGGGUGAACGGCAACAACUCAAGGCUGAGGUGGACCGUCUGAGGCGCGACAUGGAAGAUGCAGAGAACAAAGUUGUGCGCCUGGAAGGUGAUCUUCAGCGGGCGACACAGGAUGGCAAUGCUGCGCGACGCGAAGCCGAGAUGCUGCGGGACGAUCUGGCGCAAGCCGAGGAGCGCCACGCCGCCGAAUUUGAGGCCCAGGCAGCGACUCUGCGGGCUCAGCUCGAGGCCCAAUUCCAUACCCGUCUGGCAGAGCAACAGGACAAGGCCGCGCAGGCGGAAAUGCAGGCCUUGGAAACACAUCAAGAGCAGCUCACCUCCAUCACCAAACGCCAUCAGCAAGAACUGGAAAAACAACAAGAUGAUUUCUCCCGCGAGGAGGCGGCUUUGCGACGUGAUUUUACGCAGACGAUCCGCGAGCGCGAUGAAUUGGUAGCGCGCCUCGAGGCCAGUUGCGCCAAGCUGCAGCUGGCUGCAGACACCCACAAAGCACACGCUCAAGAGGUGGUGACCAGUCAUGCACACCUAGCACGUCAGCUGCAGCAACAGCUUGAUGCACACCACCACGGCUACCGCACGAUCUUGCAGCAGAUUCAGACCUCUGGUUCAGAGCCAGUAAGUGAGCCAUCUAUGGCGACAGCUGCACCCUUAUCGCUGGGCGAUUUGACGCGAGAGACACGUUCGGGUGCUGCAUUGGGGGCCGAGACCGAGCACGCGUCUACCAGCGUCACGGAGCACCGUCUGGACUUUGACCAGCAACUGGGCGCUGCUGCAUCUCCCGAGCAGCAGCGCCGCACUCGCAUGCAAAAUACGCCCUCCCAAGGCCAACAAGAGCACCGAAGCGCAGCUGGUGGGCAUCCUCAAGCAAGUGGAACAACCGGCAGCAUUGCUAACCCCCGUCGCGACUACGACAAGCCUUGGCUAUCCCACAUGUCCAACUCACAGCCACGCACUGACGGAUCCGCUCCAACGGCCACAUCGACCUCCCGAGCAUAA